UCGAAUUAGUCGAUUCUAAGAUGAAUUUAUUUCUCGUUAGUUUUGCACUUUUUGCAACGUCAAUAAAAUUCAGUGUCGCAGAUCUGCCUUUAACGUUGACACUUAUUCAUGUCAAUGAUCUUCAUGCACGUUUUGAGCCCGUAACAGCAGGCCCAAAAUCAGAAGAUUGCAAUUUAGAACCCAAAGAAAAAUGUAUCGCCGGAUAUGCGAGAGUUGUUCAUGCUAUUCGUGCCUUGAAGCAAAAAUAUCAUGAUGAUAAUCCGAUGCUCAUCAAUGCAGGCGACAAUUUUCAAGGCUCCAUUUGGUACGGAUUUUUACGAUGGAAUGUGACACAAGCAAUGUUGAAACUCGAAUUGCCUUCCUUGAUGGUUCUUGGAAAUCACGAGUUCGAUCACGGCGUUGAAAACUUGGCAAAAUUCUUGGAAUACAUCGAUUCGCCUGUUGUUUGUGCAAACAUCAAGACAAGAAACGAACCUGCAAUCGAUGAAAAGAUUGCGGAAACGCUCGUACGGGAAUUCAAUGUGAAAGGGCAAAUUGUUCGAGUGGGUUUUAUUGGAGCUUUGUACGAUAAAACUAAUUUGACUGCAAAUACGGGAAAAGUAGAAUUUCGAAAUGCCAUCGAGUCGGUAAAACAUGCUGCAAACGAAUUGAAAAACAAGGGAAUCAACAAAAUUAUUGUUGUUUCUCAUUGCGGGCAUUCUGUCGAUUUACAAAUUGCUGAAGAAGUUGGUGACUUGGUAGAUGUAAUUGUAGGAAGUCAUUCACAUACCUUGUUAUGGCCAAAAAAUUAUUCAAUCUAUCCUGUUGGCCAAGAAGUCGUUGGAGAAUAUCCGACAAUUGUUCAUCCCAAAAUGUCUCCCGAGCGACAAGUUCUUCUUGUGCAAGCAUUCUGUCAUGGAAAAGUUGUUGGAGCGAUUCAAUUAUUCUUUGACGAGCAUGGAGAAGUGAAAAAGUUCAAACCUGAUCCUUUGUACCUCGAUGAAAACUAUCCGCAAGACGAACAAGUUAACAAAGCGAUGGAUAUUUGGCGUAAAGAAAUUGAGGAAAUCGCUAAAAAACCGAUUGGAUUUACAAAAGUCAUACUAAAGGGAAAGAGUUGUCGAUGGGGUGAAUGUCAAUUGGGAAGUUUAUUGGUAAAUAUAUUCCAAAAACACUAUUCCAAAGACUCUUCAGAGCCAAUUUUGGCAUUUAUUCAAGGAGCAAGUAUGAAGGGCGAUUUGUCAAGCGCAAUUAUAACUGAAGGAGAUUUGAUGAGAGUGUAUCCCUUUGACUCGUCAGUUGACAUAAUGGAAAUCGAAGGAAAACAUAUUCGACGUACGUUGGAAAAAGCUGCAACUUUAGAUCGUAAAAAGCGUUUUAAUUUUCUGCAAAUCUCGGGUUUCAAAGUUGUUUAUGACAUGAGCAGAAACGAAUUUGAAAGAGUUAUUUCCGUUAAAGUCGAUAUGGGAAACAAUCGUUUUGAGCCAUUGCUUGAUGAUAAACUUUACAAAGUUGUUACAAGCUGUUUCCUUGCAAAUGGCGGAGAUAACUUUUCGGAAAUCGCUUUGAACAAGAAAAACUACCAAAUUGGACCUGAUUCGAGAGAUUUGAUCAAAAAAUAUUUGGCUUCGCACAAAAUUAGCGGAAAUGAUGUUUAUCGCGGAGCAAGUGACGUUCUCCGUUGUCCUUAUUGCGAUGAAAAGAAGGUCUAAAUAAACUUUAAAUUUACGUGAAUUUUUGUACAGUUUUAAUACAAGAAAUAUCGCCGGAUAAUGUUAAAUGACACAUAAAUAUUUGAAAUUUAUUU
Messenger RNA from Culicoides brevitarsis, 1786 nucleotides. Its product is annotated as apyrase-like. The transcript is spliced from 4 exons. Gene Ontology annotation, cellular component: plasma membrane. Gene Ontology annotation, molecular function: 5'-nucleotidase activity. Bases 21 to 1691 code for a protein of 556 amino acids. The record is from RefSeq and is a predicted model, not a curated record. Gene Ontology annotation, biological process: AMP catabolic process. Lineage: Eukaryota; Metazoa; Arthropoda; Insecta; Diptera; Ceratopogonidae.